GACAAGUGUUUGACUGUUUUGCUUGUUCGGCGUUUGUUCGGUCUUUUUGUCACUCUUUUGGUUGUGGGAUUUCUCGUGGAUGAGGGGUGCUGGGGUUGCGCGGGGUGGACGAGUGACGGCUGGUGCUGGGGCGGCGUUGCUCGUCGUCCUGCUCGUUCUGCUCGUGCCAGCGGGUGCCACGCCGACCACCGACAACCACGCGUUGGAUGCCUGUGCAGCAAGGACGAGCGCUGACGACGACAGAGACGCAUGCGCGGGAGCGGCGUCGUGCUACAUGGCUGCGCUGCCGACCCAGACCGCCACACCGCAGCAGCCGACUCCCAGCUCGCCAGACACGGAUCGCAACGCAGCAGCAGCAGCAGCAGCAGCAACAGCAGAACAGCAGGAGCAGGAGAACGCCGCAACGUGGCGAUCGGGUCCGCCUGGGUUUGACGGCGAGCUAGCCGCGUGCAACAUUGCGCGUGUGGACGCAGGGCAAAUCACACGAGCACAGUUUCUGAGCAUAUACCACGAAAAGACCCCAGUCAUCCUGACCAACCUCGAGACAAACACCCGCUUCCGAGAACUCACCGAGCGACAGGCGCUGGUCGAGUCGCACGGCGACCGGACGGUGACCUUGUCGUCGGCCAACACGUACUCGUACGACAAGCGCAAGAUUUCGUUCAAGACGUACGUCGACACCAUGCUGGGCGAGCAGAGUCGCACCAUGCUUGGCAACGAGACGUUCUACAUGUUUGGCGACCACGACUGGGCCGACUGGCAGGACCUGUUCCAGUUCUACGUCGAGCCGCCAUUCACGCCCGACGGCAUGCUCUCCGCCCUGAGCUUUGGUGUGGCGGGCCCCCUCUCUGGAGUGCCCAUGCACCACCACGGCUGUGGGUUUAGCGAGUCUAUUCAUGGGAGGAAGCGAUGGUUUCUAUAUCCACCGCACACUGUUCCCAACUUUCAUCCAGACCAGACCACGCUGCGAUGGGUGCUUGAUGUCUACCCGCAACUCAAGGCCAGCGGUGAUCCCGACCUUUACGAGUGCGUUGUGCACCCCAACGAAGCCAUCUACUUUCCCUCCAACUGGUGGCAUGCGACGUUCAAUCUCGACGAGUGCGUGUUCAUGUCCACCUUCCUGGCGUUCUAACGUCGCUUGAAAAUGAAAGCGGCAAUUCUCGUUUAUUCCAAGUUGUCCUUGUUUUUGAUCUAACUUCCCUGUACUGUAUCCCAUUCCUACAUUUUAA
This is a messenger RNA of Capsaspora owczarzaki ATCC 30864, 1229 nucleotides long. Its product is annotated as jumonji domain containing 8. The record is from RefSeq and is a predicted model, not a curated record. Lineage: Eukaryota; Filasterea; Ministeriida; Capsasporidae. Gene Ontology annotation, cellular component: cytoplasm. Bases 80 to 1132 code for a protein of 350 amino acids. The transcript has 3 exons.